Molecule: messenger RNA, 1980 nt
Organism: Helianthus annuus (common sunflower)
Lineage: Eukaryota; Viridiplantae; Streptophyta; Magnoliopsida; Asterales; Asteraceae
Product: asparagine synthetase [glutamine-hydrolyzing] 2
Exons: 14
Coding region: 154-1830 (558 amino acids)
Cellular component (GO): cytosol
Molecular function (GO): asparagine synthase (glutamine-hydrolyzing) activity
Source: RefSeq, a predicted model, not a curated record
AAGCAGCGGUACUCCUCUUGUCUAUCUUCUUUCAUUGCAAGGAAGGAAGGUAAGGUUCAAUCAGCCAGCCAGCAGUAUAUUCAUAGCGCAGCCAAGCCUCCACUCACUCACAGAUUCCAAACCCUUUCUGGUUUUCAUUAUCUGCCAGCCGCCAUGUGUGGAAUACUCGCCGUUUUCGGUUGUGUCGAUUGCUCUCAGGCUAAACGGGCCAGAAUCCUUGAACUCUCUUCACGGUUGCGCCAUAGAGGUCCCGACUGGAGUGGGCUGCACAGCGAAGAAGACUGUUAUCUUGCUCAUCAGCGUUUAGCGAUCGUCGACCCUGCUUCUGGAGAUCAACCGCUUUAUAAUGAAGACAAAUCGAUCAUCGUCACAGUGAACGGGGAGAUUUACAACCAUAAAGAGUUGAGGGAGCAACUGAAGUCUCAUAAGUUCAAUACCGGAAGCGACUGUGAAGUGAUCGCCCAUCUUUAUGAAGAACAUGGAGAAGACUUUGUGCAUAUGUUGGAUGGAAUGUUCUCCUUUGUGCUUCUCGACACUCGCAAUAAAAGUUACAUAGCAGCGAGGGACGCGAUCGGGAUCACUCCACUUUACAUCGGUUGGGGCCUCGAUGGUUCAGUGUGGUUUGCAUCGGAAAUGAAGGCGUUGAGUGAUGAUUGUGAACAGUUUAUGUCGUUCCUUCCUGGGCACAUAUAUUCUAGCAAAAACGGUGGGCUGAGACGGUGGUAUAACCCCCCAUGGUGGUCAGAACUCGUUCCGUCAACUCCAUAUGAUCCCCUUGUUCUACGCAACGCGUUUGAGAAGGCUGUGAUUAAAAGACUUAUGACCGAUGUCCCCUUCGGUGUUCUUCUUUCCGGAGGCCUUGAUUCGUCUCUCGUUGCCGCUGUUGCUUCACGUCAUCUCGUUGAUUCGGAAGCUUAUUGCCAGUGGGGAUCGCAGUUGCAUACUUUUUGCAUCGGAUUGAAGGGUUCUCCUGAUUUGGUUGCUGCCAGAGAGGUAGCUGAUUAUCUUGGCACUCGCCACCAUGAGUUCUACUUUACGGUUCAGGAAGGAAUUGAUGCGCUUGAGGAGGUGAUUUACCAUAUCGAAACCUAUGAUGUAACCACCAUUAGAGCUAGCACACCAAUGUUUCUCAUGUCGCGCAAAAUCAAGUCUUUGGGUGUAAAAAUGGUUCUUUCCGGUGAAGGAUCGGAUGAAAUAUUUGGUGGUUACUUGUAUUUCCACAAGGCUCCAAACAAGGAAGAGUUUCAUGAAGAAACAUGUAGAAAGAUCAAGGCUCUUCAUUUGUACGAUUGCUUGAGGGCAAAUAAGUCCACAUCAGCAUGGGGUCUUGAGGCGCGUGUGCCUUUUCUCGAUAAGGAGUUCAUUAACGUUGCAAUGAGCAUUGACCCAAAGUGGAAGAUGAUUGACCGUGAUAAUGGGAGGAUUGAGAAAUGGGUGUUGCGCAACGCGUUCGAUGAUGACGAGAAGCCGUAUCUGCCAAAGCAUAUAUUAUACAGGCAAAAGGAACAGUUCAGUGACGGAGUUGGAUACAGCUGGAUCGAUGGGUUGAGGGAUCACGCAAACAAACAGGUUACCGAUUCGAUGCUAGCAAAUGCAAACUUUGUUUAUCCUGAAAACACCCCUGCAACUAAAGAAGCGUACUACUAUCGCAAAAUCUUUGAAAAGUUCUUCCCCAAGAAUGCUGCAAGGUUAACGGUUCCAGGGGGUCCAAGUGUGGCAUGCAGCACGGCUAAGGCGGUAGAGUGGGAUGCAUCGUGGUCCAAAAAUCUUGACCCGUCGGGCCGAGCUGCUCUUGGGGUUCAUGCAGCGGCCUACGAAGACGCCAAGUGAAUCUGGUUAAUGAUGGCAGUCAGUUUAGUUGUUUUUGGUUCAUCUGUUUGGUGAUGGGAAUAAGAGUAGAGGAAUGAAAUAAAAAUGUGAAAAUGAUUGUUUCAAAUUCCAAAAUACCUCUCUUAUUUUUAUUUUGAAAUAACUUCAUGA